Molecule: messenger RNA, 2262 nt
Organism: Aspergillus campestris IBT 28561
Lineage: Eukaryota; Fungi; Ascomycota; Eurotiomycetes; Eurotiales; Aspergillaceae
Product: NIF domain protein
Exons: 2
Coding region: 1-1869 (622 amino acids)
Molecular function (GO): phosphoprotein phosphatase activity
Source: RefSeq, a predicted model, not a curated record
AUGCCGAGGAAGAAGCGUCGCACCGGUCCCCCCCAGCCGGGGGGGCAACCCCAGAAUAUCACAAAUGGGGAGCAACCAUCAAACAUCCGAUGGCGCAUGGCGACCAUACCAAACGCGCUGGAACUCAGGCUCUCAGAAACAAUCAGACAAGGCCGCCCCGAGAAACCCCAACAAGAAACGCAAUAUGGGCGCGAUGCCCGGGGCUUGGAUGCAGCGGCACAGUCCUCUGUAUCGAGUAUGGGAGGGUCGCAGGGACCGGCUGCGAUGCCGCAGUCGUUUGCCUCGGCCUACGAUCCGAACACGUCCAAUCAAGGCGCUUCUAUGGGAUUUCCGGAUCUGAACGCCUUUCCCAUGUUCCCCAUGUUGCCCAACAUGAUGGACUUCCAAGGACAGUUUCAGUCUCAGGGUAUGCCGGGACAGCAAGCCCUACAGAACCAGCUCCCUGCCGGCCAACAAGCACCCGGCUCAGCCAACAUGCCGCAGUGGAGUGACUACAGCAAUCCUGCGAACUUUCUACCAUUCCCGCCGCCACCGCCCUUCCUGAACAUGACACCCACACCGGCCAUGUGGAACACACCGUCCCCCUUCCACAUGGACCCUACGGCCUUUGCAGCAGCUGGUCCUGCAGCAGCCAGUACCCCGGGUGGGCCUGGGCGCAAAUCCGCCAACGCGCAGCGAAGACGAUCACACUCCCCUGUAUCCCCUCCAUCAGCCACAGAGGCAUACCUCGCCCAGUCUGCUCUCCCCCCUCAGAAGAGCAAAGCUCGCUUCCGGCCCCUCCUCGUCAUUCUCGACCUAAACGGGACCCUUAUCUGCCGAAAACACCGCCGAAUGCCCCCCAACUUCGCCAGCAGAGCGGGUCUAGAGAACUUCCUCGAAACCUUAAUGUCCAAAUACAAAGUCAUGAUCUGGUCCAGCUCUCGCCCGGAAACAGUAAACGCAAUCUGCCAGCAGCUCUUCCCAGGAAAAAAGCGCAAAGCCCUAGUCGCCGAAUGGGGCCGGGACAAAUUCGGCCUCACACCCAAGCAAUACGGCUCCAAGCUCCAAGUCUACAAGACGCUCCAAACCGUCUGGGCCAACGAGUCCAUCCAAGCCAAAUACCCCGGCCGCGCCAGACGCCCCUGGAACCAGACCAACACGAUCUUAAUCGACGACAGCAAGCUCAAAGCCCUCAGCGAGCCCUACAACAUCCUCGAGAUCCCGGAAUUCACGAACCCCCCUGGUGCCGGCGACGAAGACAUCUUCCCCAAGGUGCUGGAUCGCCUCGAGGCACUGUCAAAGUACGACGACGUCAGCAAAGCUCUCAGACUGUGGAACUCGAAGUUGUCAGACGACGUCAAGACGGUCCUCGAUCUGGGCGUCUACCCCUCCUCGGACGACCCGCUGCAGCCGCCGCCGCCUGUUACAGAUGAAGACCAGCUUCGCAACCAGCUUCGCGUCGAAAGGCGCAAGGCGCAGAAGCAGGUGAAAGUCGCGCGGAAGAAGGCGAGGAGAGCCGAUCGGAAUCCCGACGCUGUUCCGUCGGCCGCCGCACCCGGGGCGAGUGGCGGGACUGCUACUCCCGCUACUGUUACUGAAUCAUCGUCGCGAGACGAUGGUGGAGUCUCUAUCCCUUGUUCUGCUUCUCUUGAAGAAAAUACCAGCACAGACAAAAACAUAGACACCAAGAAAGUGAACCCAGCAGCACCGUCCUUCACCCCCAGAUCCAUCUCCCAACCCACCACUACGACCACCACACCUCCAUCAACAAACACCACGACUACCACAACUAGCUCACCACCCCACAACACGCGCUCGCCCUCCCCAGCCCCAUCUACUAAAUCCGACAAUUACCUUCUAGAUCGACUAGAGGAGUCGCUGAAUGUUUAGAUUAGAGUACAUUGACUUUUUCUUUUCUUCUUUUUUACAACCGAUUUGUUGAUAUUGUGCUUCUUUGGCAUACUACUACCUACUUUGUUCUUCUGUACAUAUGGUUUGGUAACUAUGGUAUGGGAUGGAUGGAUGGAUGGAUGGAUGGAUGGAUGGAUGGGACAAAUCAUGGUUUCUUUUUGUUUUAUCCCCUUCUUUACCUAUCAUUCCGCAUAGAAUGAUAGAUAAUGAUGAUAGAUGGUGUUUUCUUUUCUAUCCUUUCUACUUGUUGUUAUUCUUGUUUUCUUGUGGUGGACAGGUUGAUUGGUUGUUUUAUUUGCUGUCGUCGCUUUUAUUAUCAUUCAAUGGGUGGAUGUCUUUCCUUGUAUUGUGAUAUACCCAGGUUUUGACUAG